CUAGCUACGGCGCUGCAGCCCUGGAGCAACCAAACGCUCCGGAGGAGAAGUCCUAGAGAGCUGCCUCCCUACAGCAGCGACCGGUAGGAUGAAACCUCACGUCAGACCGAUGUCGUUAACGAGUCAGAGAUCAGAGCACCGGGAUCGCGUCUGUCAUCACCCCGCCUACUCUCACGCCACCAUCAUGCAUGUUGAUGUGCACUCUCUAAUGGACACGUACGACAUGUUUCACUCUACUGAAACUUUCAGGUAAAUGUCUCAGGAGACCCGAGGAGGUAAAGCUUCAGCUUGUUGAAAAGAUGUAAUCCUCUUUAAUCUCCACUUCCACACGGCGCCUAGGCCUUUCUGUUUGUUUUCUUUGACUUGGAUUAGAGCAGAUUCUUCCCAAACACUUCGUUUGUCCUUUCAAGAGGUUUUUGUUUGUUCUGCCUUCCUGCAGCUGGACAGAGCCAUGCCAGAGUUCCUCUUCGUCUUCAUUAUGGACUCCCUGAUGUAAAGUUAGGACUACUGGUCAGAACCUCCUAAUGCCUGUCUGUAGCUCAGAGGUCCGACCCCUGCCUCCAGUUUUAACGGUGGUGUCAGCCAUGAUGCUGCAUGCCGAGGCAUCAGAAAGCUGAGCUCACCAAACAUAUUUCCUGCCGCUAACAGCAGCUGCUGUAGACCAGAAAGCGUCCAGAGGAAUGAACCAAAUGGAAGUGGAAAUGAUUCCUUCAUCUCCCAGGAUGACAUGUUUAUCUGAGCCUGAAAUUACAUUUGCUUCACUUUCCUCCUGAAAACAAAGUGGAGCUUCAGCAGGAGGCCAUGUUUCCUGUUGCAUCAGUCUAGGUAUGCAUUGUGCAAAAGAGGGACACGGAGAAGAUGUACGCCAUGAAGUACAUGAACAAACAGCAGUGCAUAGAGAGAGAUGAGGUCCGAAACGUCUUUAGAGAGCUUGAGAUUCUACAGGAAAUUGAACAUGUUUUUUUAGUAAAUCUCUGGUACUCAUUCCAGGAUGAGGAGGACAUGUUCAUGGUGGUUGACCUCCUGCUGGGAGGAGACCUGCGUUACCACCUGCAGCAGAACGUCCAGUUCAGCGAGGACGCCGUCAGACUCUACCUGUGUGAGAUGGCCCUGGCGUUGGACUACCUGCGGAGCCAACACAUCAUCCACAGAGAUGUGAAGCCCGAUAAUAUCCUUUUAGACGAACACGGCCACGCCCACCUGACAGACUUCAACAUAGCAACAAUAAUAAAGGAUGGAGAGAGAGCCACCGCGUUGGCUGGAACCAAGCCCUACAUGGCUCCAGAGAUCUUCCAGUCCUUCAUCAGCGGGGGUACGGGGUACGCCUUUGAGGUGGACUGGUGGUCUUUAGGGGUCACAGCCUUUGAGGUGCUGCGUGGAUGGAGACCAUACGACAUCCAUGCCAGUAACUCUGUGGAAUCCCUGACCCAGCUCUUCAGUACCAUGAGUGUCCAGUACAGCCCAGCCUGGCCCAAGGAUCUGGUUUCUCUCCUGAGGAAGCUCCUGACGGUGAACCCGGAGCACCGUUUUUCCAGCCUCUCUGACAUGCAGACCUCUCCGUACCUCGCUGAUAUCAACUGGGAUGCUGUGUAUGAGAAGAAGAUGGAGCCUGGAUUUGUUCCAAAUAAAGGCAGACUCCACUGCGACCCCACCUUUGAACUGGAGGAGAUGAUCCUUGAGUCACGUCCUCUCCACAAGAAGAAGAAACGGCUGGCCAAGAACCGCUCCCGGGAUAACAGCAAGGAUUCCCAGUCUGAGAACGACUACCUGCAGGAGUGCCUCGACGCGGUGCAGCAGGAGUUCAUGAUUUUCAACCGGGAAAAGCUGAAAAGACGUCAGGAUGAGAGUCAGUCGGAGGCCGGGGGCGAUGACGCCACCGGAGACGGGCACGGAGAGGCGGAAGCUGGGGCCACGGAUGAGGAAGUGCCAGAGCCGGAGCCUGAGGCCGAGCACGAUCCAGAGCCCAAGUCCUCCUCCAAACUGAGCAUGUGUGGCUCUGUGUGCUCCUCUCCAGGCAGCUGCUAGCGCCGUGUCGCCCACACAAAGACAAUGGCAGGCCUGUCUGGCUGCUGCAGCGUUUAUGCCAUGCCGGUUCUCACCGCUCCUCUCUGCUGUAGCCAGGAGCAGAGAACAUGCACAGGGGAGGACCCAAGACAGAUCUCCCAAUGUUCCUUAUCUUUGUCUUUCUGUAGCAUCUUUCUGGUACGGCAUAAAUGAAGCAGAUUCCUAGAGAGUCCCUGCCAACUAUUCUAUUGCCCUAGAGUAAGCUCUAAUUUCUAUGCAAUGUAACAUUAUAGCAUGACGAUAAGGUACCACUUCCUCUGAGGUGUUGUUCAUAACCGGAACGCUCCACAAGCAUGACCACAUCCCGAGCAGUCUCCAUCCCUGGACUUCUGGGUAGGACAGUAUUUUGUUGGAGGCACCUCCCUUUACUUUGUGCCAAAUCCAUUGGGGUCAUCUGAAUUAUUCAACUUAUGAAGGCCCUCGGUCUCCCCCACCCCCCAAGCCUCCACCAUGGGAAGUUGCCCUAAUUUGGGGCAAAUGUGUUUGCUUAUCUCCGUGGAGCGCCUUCCUCCGGUCGCAGGGGCUUCCUGAGACACAUUUACAGGACGUGAUGUUCCUGUUUAGGUCAUGCCUGUUUCUGAUCAUUAUUCUUUGUUGCAUCAGACCCGCUGGUCCUCAGAACUCCGUAAUAAUCCGGUUGUUCCUCUUAGUAUGAGCGAGGAUUGGUGGUCACUGCAGCUACAGAUGUGGAGGAAAUAUUAAUCUCACUGCAGCCAUUUAGGUGGAAACCAUCUAAUAAAACUGAGACGUUGCUUUUUGAUUGUGAUUCAGCAGAAUAAUUCAGUAAUAUAGAAGAUCUCCUGAAGCCGGUCUGGAUUAGGAUUAAAAAGCCCAGAAAGGCUGUGGACUAAAGUGGAUGAGUUAGACUCAGGUGUGUCCUGGAAUCAUCAUCACAGGCGCUCAGUCUGGUACCCAAUCUACAUGUUAACCCUAAUCCUAACCCUCUAACCAUGAAUAUACCUUAUUCCUGAUUUUACCCUAAUCCUGGCAUAACUCUAAUCCUGAAUAUACUUUAAUCCUGAACUAACCCUAAUCCUGACCUAAUUUUAAUCCUGACUUUACCUGUACAUCAUCAGAUAAUUCUGUUCUCUGUUGGUACCUUGGAUUCCUUAGCUAGUCUAAUCUGUGGCUUUCAGUCACCCUGAAGGUGGAACCAUUCAGUUUCAGUGCUUGGGAAAAUGUAGCAAAUGACCACUUUAAAGUCCUCGGGCCUAACGACAUCAAAGACCAUGGGUUUGGCAUGUAGUGCAGGUAAUUGAACUCACCACAGUUUUAUGUGGGAGUGCUGACUCAGCGAGUAAACUGAGGUUAGAGCCGCGGGAAGUUCUGAACCCCCUUAUCUUCGCUCUUCUUUCCAAGUGUGCAGGCACAACUUGUAGGCAAAAUAUGCCAAAGCUUUUCUACCAUUUGCAUAACCAUUUCUAGGGAACUUUCAACGUGUGAAUGUAUGUCGCCUUUCUCUUGAGUCCUUCUACAAGCAAACGUACUGUUAUUUCUACAGGUGUAACGUGCUGAUGUAUAAACUAUUUUAGGUACAGAACCUUAGAGCUGCAGUAAGACAUCUUGUAAACAGUCAUUUAGUGUCUUAAGUAUUAAAUACAAAGAUUGACAUGACUCCCUUCUGUGCAUUAAGUAUGGAGCUCAGACUGUAGCAGCUGUUUGUGAUUUAUGUGAAGGUGACACCAGCCAGUCUGCUCCUGAUGCUUAAAUCCUCUAAAACCCGUAUCUCACUGGGAUGUGACAAUACCUACCAGCAUUUCUGGUUUUCCUUGUGUGAGUCGCGAGGCCUUCUUCUUAAAAUGAAAUUCUGGUCCGGAUCGUUUCUCCCUUUGGUUUCCAUGAGUCACAAAGAGUUACAGCCUUUGUAACCAGCUGAGACCUACGACACUAAGCUGGAGUCAAAAGAGGAGAAUCUAAUUUUCUGAGCGUGACAAAAUUUCAAAUACAAUCCAGGUAGACUGUUGAGGAGUUCAGACUCUUUUAGACACAAUCCAGACAAGCUAAUUUGAAUUGAUUUUAUUCAAAUCUCUCAGUUUUUAUGUAGUUUAAUGGUUGCAAAUGUAUCAUAAGUACAAAUUCAGGGUGAUUCCAUCUGACUUUUGUCCUCAGUUUUGCAUCUCUAACCAGGUCAAAAAUAUCUUUGAAGUGUGUGCGAGGGUUGUCAGCAGCAUUGUGGGAGUCUCAGCCUUCGCUGAUGUGUUGCUGGGAUUUAGAACUUUGUAUGAAAACUUGUGAGAAAGUGUUUCUCUAAUGAAUCGGACAUUUUCUGGGCAUUUGGAACUUUUCUCAAUGUAAUUGCAGUGAUUCUGAAAUUGGAAUGAAUAUGAGACAAAUGUGGGCGGAGUCAGCAUGGUUUGCAUCUAAAAAUUGUCAAGAGGACAGUUUGUUUGCAAUGAUGUCACAGAUAUAAGAAAAAUUCAGGAGAAGUAAACGUUUAGAGACUUUUCUAUAAAAAUGGUCAAUGAGCGUUUGUACCGUAUGAACAUCAGCAGACCCUCGCUCUCAUGUCACUGCAACUUUAAAAACGUUAAAAAAUUGGCAAGAAAAGUUUGUGCAGGCAUCAGAAAGUCCUCUUGGUCUCUCCUCAAACUGGUCACAAAUGUGAGACUGGGAGAGGUUGGCAACCAAAUAGUGUCAAAAUGAGAUCACUUUGUGAUCCAAUUGUGACAAAAAAAAUUGCAUGACAUUGUAUUUUUUUGUUUGUUUUUACAUUUUCCAACCGAUUCUGUGUUUUUUUCCUCCCAGUUUGCAGCUGGUCUCAGCCCAGUGAGAUAAUGACUUCAGGGUUGGUUACCAUGGUGAUGCUUUCAUCGCUGAUGGUCCCACCUUUUGGAGUCUAGAUAAUAUUGGUGUUUUUCUGGCUGACUUCUUCCCACCAGCUGGAGCUUCUCAUUAAUGCACAUAUCUGAGGCUGGUGUAAAUCUCCUGAGGUCUUUAUCAGAAGGAAAAUAUGUUACAUCUGGUUAAUAAAAUGUGGAACAAUGUCUUUCAACUUUACAAUCCUGAUUAGAUUUAGAGAUUUGGUUCAAGUGAAAGCUUCCGACUCUGCCAAAAACAAAUCUCCUGGUUUUGAAGCCGUUUUUUGUUUUGUCGGGUUUGUUUGUUGCAUGUACCUUUACAGAAUAAGCCUGAUUUUUCCAAAGCCUGGAGCUUGAGCCUUACUGGCUGAUUUUUGCAUGCAGAAGCUUUUGGUAACAGUGUACCUCAGUGCUCACCUCGAUGAAAACUUACUUGCCUGGCAGUGAGUUUUGUGAACCUUAGGUUGUACCAGUCAUAUAAUCCCAGUGUUCCAUGGACAGCAUGAUAUUCUUAGACGACGACUUCUUGGCAUCCUGUUGGUUCGUUUAAGGGCACGACUUUGUGACCGUGUGGAUGAGAGGAGUUGGGUUCACCUCUGUUGUGAAUUAAGUGUUGCUGUUUUGGGUUUUUUUUGCAGCAGAGGAUAAAUAUUUACAAUUGGGGUAAAUUCUCACCAAACCUCAUAAUUUGCUGCUUGAAUAAAAUAAGGAGAACAAAAAAAUGUGAGCAUUUGGAGAGUUUAAUCAGAUGUAAUUAUCUGUUCACCAUUUGUAAAUGAAAACAGAUGAUUUUAAUGGUUAUUUUACGUGCUGUUUUUCUCUUUUAUCUCAGUUUUGUACAUUUUUUUGGUUGAUCUCUAUCAUUCUAGUGCUUGCAAGCCAGUGCAUUGUGUUUAUUUUAACAUUAUGGAUGCCCUUAGGUGUUUAACCAGCAACAGCAUGUCUCCCAGCAAACUACUCUGAGUCCUGUCUGUCCAGAUGUCCCUGACUGUUUUUGUCUUCAGUGCCCUGUCCAGAAAACAAAUCAAGAAGACGAUGUGAUCAAAACUGAAUCGAGGGAUCCGGUCAUGUCCUUCUGCAGGACUUUUACAGCCAAUCAGUGAAGAGCCUUGUUUCUGUAUCUAAACCAUUCUGUGUUAAAUAAACAUGCUGCUUUAAUUGCUUUGAUAAAGAAAUAAACCUCCUUCCAAAGA
Nothobranchius furzeri (turquoise killifish) is the source of this 6055-nucleotide messenger RNA. Its product is annotated as serine/threonine-protein kinase 32C. The record is from RefSeq and is a predicted model, not a curated record. Gene Ontology annotation, molecular function: protein kinase activity; ATP binding. Gene Ontology annotation, biological process: protein phosphorylation. NCBI's taxonomy places the organism in Eukaryota, Metazoa, Chordata, Actinopteri, Cyprinodontiformes, Nothobranchiidae.